GGCAAAUAUGUCUCAGACUUCAAGAAGGAGAAGAAGGGUGGCACGCGCUUGUGAUAUAUGCCUUGUGCAAAAGAUCCGCUGCGAUGGUGUUUCGCCUAUAUGUGGCUCGUGUGAGCGACGGAAAGCGCGAUGCUCUUAUAACGGCGAGAAUCCGAAAAAGACCCACGACCGCCGAUAUACUUUUCGACUGAAUGAUCUUGAUUCAAACAACUCAUCUACCAGUGCCCGCCUGCAGCUGCGAAACCAUACUCAUGGCCGGUUUGCAGAUCGCCAGGCACAGGGAGGAAUCGGAGAUGACAAUGUAUGUACUGGCCCAGAGCCAGUAUCUCUGCUGGAAUCCGAGCUGCUGCAACCACUCGCCGAGAGCGAAAACGGAACUACAGCAACAGGUAUAAUUGCGGGGCAUGCUAGUCACUCAACCGAGCAAGAUCAGUUCUUCGGAGACUCGUCCAUCGCGUCCUUCUUGAGGCAGAUUCAGGACUCUGCAGAAAACGAAACUGUUCCUUUUUGCUUGCCGAACAUAGCUACAAGGUCAUUUCCUGUGGCGCCAACACCCAAAGCCGUUGACCUACCGCCACGAGAAUUAGCGGAUUACUUGCUAGGCUGCUAUUAUGAUAAAAUCCACAGUCUAUAUCCGUUUUUCCACCAGCCUGCCUUUGCUCGCGCAUAUAGCGCUCUAUGGGCGCCCGGGCCUACAGAGGAUGUGGAUGACUUUGGAAAACGAAUAGGACUAGGAGACUCAAGUGUGCCCUGGCCCAUAUUUCAUGCCGGACUGAACAUCGUCCUAGCACUAGGCUGCCAAUUCUCCUCAUUGGAUAGGAUGACGCGCGAAGCUACCGCGGAUGCCUUCUUCCAGCGCUCCCAGAGGUUCUUAAAUGGCAUCUCCAUGGAUAAAGGAAGUUUAGCGCUUGUCCAGACACUUUUACUGAUGUCAUCUUAUCUGCAAGGAAGCGAGUCCCCGGCACGAGCGAGCAGCAUGAUGUUGGGUCGCCCGCCCAUGAUCCAAGAUUCGGCGGUCCCUCUCCCAGACGCCGUCGAUGAUGAGGCCCUCGAUCAACCGAACCUAGUUUCCAGAUUGCCACCCACAGCCUUAUCGAGAACAGAAUUUUACGUGCGCACGUUGCAGCUGUAUAAAAUUCUAAGACAAAUCCUGGCAAGGAUCUUUGCGCCCUGGGAAGGUAGACAGGAGAAUCUAGCCGAGCAGCCUCAGGCUGAAAGCAGCCAAGCUAGAAAUGUGAUGGAGCUAGAAGUAGAUUUAUUGGCUUUUAAGUCAGACCUUCCGGCGCAACUGAACUGGCAAAAUGGAGAAAUACCGGCCAAUACCAGUAAGCAAUAUUCGCGAGAAAGUUGCUUGCUAAGAGCGAGAUUUCUGCAGUAUAGAAUUCUUCUCCUGCGCCCUACCUUGAUCAGGCUCUGUCGGCAAAUUCGCGUCUCGCACGCUUCCUCUCUACCGCAAUCGUCUUUGGAGUUGCCAAGCGAGAUAUUUAUGGAUUUCAGGCUCAGCUGCUCUAUUAAUUGCGUCAAGGCGGCCAUCGAGCUGAUACAUCUUAUGAAUGAUACCUCGACAACUGAGCUGGCUAGUGUGUGGUGGUAUAGUGUAUUUUAUACCUUUUCCGCCGGAAUCGUUCUUGCCCUAGCUCGGACAUGCUCCGCUAUCAAAGCUAAGUUUGCAGAGUCGACUCUUCAAAAUUCUUGGAAAAGCUGCUCUGAGUGCCUAGGAAAGAUGAGCUCCCUUACUAAAUCUGCUGAGAUCGGCGGCCAGAGUCUCAACAAGGUUUUGUUCCUCCUUAUGCAGGCUCAGCAUGAUCCGUCUAUCAGCAACCCAGCCGCCGGUCAAGAUCACAGAUCACAGCCCCAGAGCCAGGAUCUCCAUUGCGAAGCGUCAGUGACUGACCUACCUGUGCCUUCUGCGAUGGACUUCGGGGAAGCUCUUGGCUUGGAUGACGAACAGCGCUUUCUCGGUAUGCCGGGCUCGGACAUUUUCACCUAUCUUCUGGGAGAACCAGGUCUAGCUGGGUCAAUGAAUGAAACGAUGAGUGACGAGCUUUGGCCUACGGCACCUUUGUUUCUGUGAAAUCGAGAUAGAUAUUAACAUCGGUGUGGGAGGCUUUAAAGGACGCCUCGGGGAC
Aspergillus fijiensis CBS 313.89 is the source of this 2129-nucleotide messenger RNA. RefSeq lists its product as uncharacterized. Lineage: Eukaryota; Fungi; Ascomycota; Eurotiomycetes; Eurotiales; Aspergillaceae. Bases 8 to 2074 code for a protein of 688 amino acids. The record is from RefSeq and is a predicted model, not a curated record. Gene Ontology annotation, cellular component: nucleus. Gene Ontology annotation, biological process: DNA-templated transcription; positive regulation of transcription from RNA polymerase II promoter by galactose. The transcript is spliced from 7 exons. Gene Ontology annotation, molecular function: DNA-binding transcription factor activity, RNA polymerase II-specific; RNA polymerase II cis-regulatory region sequence-specific DNA binding; zinc ion binding.